AUGGCCUGUGCUAACACUUCCUGGUCUGAAGAGCAGCCUUGUGUUGAACCAGCAGAAGUUCCCUGUGACGUCUGUACUGGGACCCAGCAGAAGGCUGUGAAGUCCUGCCUAAUGUGUUUUACCUCUUACUGCCAAACCCACCUGGAGCCACAUCAGAGAGUCGCUCGCCUGCAGAAACAUCGGCUGGUCGAGCCUAUGGACCGUCUGGAAGACUUGAUGUGUAAGAAACACGACCGACUUCUGGAGCUCUUCUGCCGGACUGAACAGGUGUGUGUGUGUCUGUUGUGCACAGUGACAGACCACAAGUCCCAUCCUGUUGUACCUCUGAAGGAGGAAUAUGAAGUGAAGACGGCCCAGCUGGGGAAGAUAGAGGCCGAAGUUCCGCAGAAGAUCCAGGAGAGAAAACAAAAGAUUAAGGAGAUCAAAGACACAGUGGAACUGAGCAACAAAGACGCAGACAGAGAAAUAGCCCAUGGUGGGCAGGUCUUCACUGCUCUGAUAGGCUGUGUUGAAAAGGGCCGGGAUGAAUUCAACCAAACGGUUCAAGAGAAACUGAAAUCCACAGAGAAACAAGCUGAAGACCCCAUCAAAGAGCUGGAGCAGGAAAUAGAAGAUCUAACCAAUAGAAGCUCAGAGGUGAAGCGGCUCUCACACACUGAAGACCACCUCCACUUCCUCCAGACCUUCAGAUCCCUGAAGGAUCCUCCACCCACCAGGGACUGGACCACGGUGGAGGUCCGUCCUCCGUCAUACAAAGGGACCUUGAGGAGAUCCCUGGAACAGCUGGAGGAGACACUGAACAUGGAGAUGAAGAAGCUGCCUGAUGAUGCUGAACUGAAGAGGGUCCAGAAGUAUGAAGUAGAUGUGACUCUGGAUCCUGAUACAGCUCAUCCCCAGCUCAUCCUGUCUGAGGAUGGGAAACAAGUACAUGAUGGAGGUGUAGUGAAGGAACUCCCAGACAACCCUAAGAGAUAUACAAAGGAUAUGUUUGUUCUCACGAGGCAGAGCUUCUCCUCAGGAAGAUUUUACUUUGAGGUCCAGGUUAAAGACAAGACUGUAUGGUGGUUAGGAGUGGCCAGAGAGUCCAUCGACAGAACAGGUGAGACAAAGUGGACCCCUGAGACGGGUUACUGGACUCUUUUGUACUACAAGGAUGUGUUCUUAUUUAGUGAUAACCCUUCUGUCCAUCUCCCUCUGAGAGCUGAGCUCCAGAAGGUGGGGGUGUUUGUUGAUUAUGAUGAGGGUCUGGUCUCCUUCUAUGAUGUGGAAGCCAGGGUUCAUAUCUACUCUGCUACUGGCUGCACCUUCACUGAGCCUCUCUAUCCAAUCCUCUAUCCAAGUUUACUUGAAAAAGGUACAAACUCUGCCCCCCUGAUCAUCUCACCUGUCAAUCAAACAGACUAGGGCCUUUGUUUGAUAAUAAAAUAAUCAAACGACCAAAACAACUAAUGUUGUUUCCUGAAUUAGAAUCUCUACUAUGUGAGAUCUGAGAGAUCUGCAUUAAUGUCAUACUGUCCUUUAAUGAGAAGAAUAUCUUUAAGAAUUAACCCUGUAGCUGUGUAACAUAACCCUUUAUAAAGGGUUAUAUUACACUCCAUUUAUGUGUCUGUUUUCCCUUUUAUUUCUCUUACACGUUUAAAGAUAUACAUUUUUUUGCAGUAAUGUAGAACAUGUUAAGAGGAUUAAUAUGUAUGAAUAAUAAUUUGAAAAUGUAAUAUAUAGUUGAAUAUUGAAUGACAAAACAAUCCAAUGUCGUGAUUUUAAUAAAAAAGAAAAGGUUAAAUAUUGUAAUGUGUGGCCUACAUUGUCAUUGUAAUGGAUCGUUUCAGGGGAAUAGACCGACUGUGUAGCCGCACCCAUUCUGCCGGCGAUGGAGAAGAGCAAUACAUUUCUUUCUGCUUCCGAUACGUUUUUGCGGGAGCCAAUCACCAAGCUGGCUUUCCCACUGUGGCUGGUUUAACACAAUGACGACAGGGAAGCGACGGCAAGCAGCC
Molecule: messenger RNA, 1994 nt
Organism: Gadus macrocephalus (Pacific cod)
Lineage: Eukaryota; Metazoa; Chordata; Actinopteri; Gadiformes; Gadidae
Product: zinc finger protein RFP-like
Exons: 2
Coding region: 1-1404 (467 amino acids)
Molecular function (GO): protein binding; zinc ion binding
Source: RefSeq, a predicted model, not a curated record